This is a messenger RNA of Cucumis sativus (cucumber), 1175 nucleotides long. RefSeq names its product RNA-binding protein 2-like. Lineage: Eukaryota; Viridiplantae; Streptophyta; Magnoliopsida; Cucurbitales; Cucurbitaceae. Gene Ontology annotation, molecular function: mRNA binding. The record is from RefSeq and is a predicted model, not a curated record.
GUCGAUAGUUAUUAGUUAAGAACUUGAUUAGAUGUGAAAUUGGAUCAUUGAUUGUGGCGUAACACCUACGGUGAGGACUCUCGUAUUGGAUCCUAAUUACGUCUCUGCACCUUUGCUUUGCUCUUCAGCAUAUAUGGCGGAUGAUUAUUGGAAUCGGCAGCAGCCUUUGCUUCCUUCUCCAGCCAUGCUUAAACGACCUCGUACUGAUUAUGAACUUCCAGCCUCUGGAUUGUCUACCGGACAUGAUAUGCACAAUUAUUUAACAAGUGAUGAUCGUGGUGGUCCUCGUCUAAAAGAUACACAAACAAUUGGUUCGGCAUAUGAUCGUUAUCUCCAGAGUGUGCAACUUUCUUCUUUUACUUCCGGAGAAGUACCUACCCAUGGAGAAAUGGGCAUGGGAAGGCCUGUUGCAAACAGAAUGCCAGUUGGGAACAGAAUGCCUGGGCCAUUAUUACCUGAUCCUAUUGUAAUGAGUCGUCCUCCUGCUGCAGUUUCUCCUGAUCUUGCACCCAAUGGUCGAAAUCUUGAGUAUGGUAAUCAUCUUCCUGUAGAUUCGAUGAGCAGACCUGGACGUGAAACUGUCCCUCUUCCUCCUGAUGCCUCCAACACUUUAUAUGUUGAAGGACUUCCUCCAGAUAGUUCCCGGCGGGAAGUAGCUCAUAUUUUCCGCCCCUUUGUGGGAUAUAAAGAAUUAAGACUUGUGAGCAAAGAAUCUAAACAUCGUGGUGGGGACCCCCUAAUAUUAUGUUUUGUGGAUUUUGCAAACCCAGCCUGUGCAGCAACUGCCAUGAGUGCAUUGCAAGGUUAUAAAAUGGAUGAACAAGAUCCCGAAUCUAAUUAUUUGCGACUACAGUUCUCACGACAUCCAGCGAGGUCAGGUUCUGGAUCUGGCGGCAAAAGGUGAAUAAGCUAUAGAGACAGGACGACCAAUUUAAAUGGAGAUGUGUUUUCUUCUAGUGCACAUUUUACUAGCUGCUUAUGCAUGGAUUAUAUGUUAGACAUGCUGUUGUUAAGAUAGCCAAAUUGUAGCCGACCCCAUUGAAUAUUAAAGUUGCUUGUAAAUUAAGGGGAUUAGAUUCAAAGUGUUUCAAUAGUCAUAUGUGCAAUUGAAUUUUGAUGUACAAUUAUGCCAGUGCUUCAGAAUUCAAAGAUAUAUGUGAUACAAUUUUCAUAAA